Messenger RNA from Lymnaea stagnalis (great pond snail), 9423 nucleotides. Lineage: Eukaryota; Metazoa; Mollusca; Gastropoda; Lymnaeidae. The record is from the annotation of a GenBank genome assembly.
AUGACUACACUGCUAUGGAUGCUCACACCUCACUCACUCUCACUCAUUCAUGUAAUUGUAAUGUCUCUUUUAUUAAGUUUUCUUCAUCAUGUUCUCAGCUCAGAGCUAAUUCAUCAUCACUCACUUUCACUUACUAAGAGUUACUAUGACCAUACUACUAUAUAUACCAUGAGUAUCACUAUAGGCUGUGACUAUGGGUAUCAGAAGUGAGAGUUUGUGUUUAUUAAAAAUAUUAUUGUAGGUUUUGUAAGACAAAAUUAAGUAUCAAAUGAAAGAUAAUUGAAUGGAGUAUAUUUUGUAAACUUACUUCUUCAGUUUAACUAAAGUAAACUACCACAAAUGACAUCCGAAUAGCUUUUAGUUUAAAGGGACCCGGACACGCAUAGCCGCUAUUCGGACCCGGUUCCCUUUAGACUUUAGACUCGGAUAUCAUUUGUGGUAGUUUAUUUUAGUUAACUGAAGAAGUAAGUUUACAAAAAUAUAGUCCAUUCAAUUAUCUUUCUUUUGAUACCAAAUUUUGUCUUACAAAUCCAACAAUAGUAUUUUUAUUAAUUUUUUAAUCCCAACCUCUUAGUUCUGGGACCCAGGUCCCUAUAGCCACUUCGAUGACUAUACUAUGAGUAAACUUCACAACCUUGAACUUAGUACUAGUUACACAUGACAUUUGUUUUUUAAUUGACAUGGCAUGAUAUGUUGACAUUCAAGUUACAUUGUUGAUUCCAAAUAGUGAUUAAAUUGACUGAACUAGCCUACUCUAACAUUGGCAAAUUAAGAAUAGUAAGAAUUAAAUAGUGCCUAUCAGUAUCAGAGGCUAAGGUUGGUGUGGUAAAUUCUCGGUGCCACACACCCACUCCCCCUUUUUCCUCCGGACUGCACCAAGUAAUUCUUAACCGGAUUAUACAGAAUCACUUAUAACUUAUAGUACCCCGUAUUUUUAAAAAUUAAAUCCUAAUGAACCUAAAGCAACCAAAGAUAUAAGAAGAAAACAUAGUAAGGUAAGAUGAUAGGCGUAGCUUAGUUUUGUUAUGGUCGAAGUUUGUCAUAAUUUAGUGACACUCACUUUAGAUAAAAAUUCAACUUGUAUGUCUAUUCCCUUAAAAUAUUGUGGUUUUAAACUAACAGCAAAUUUUGAAGGGCUCUUAUAUAUUGAUAAUUGUUGUAUACAUUCAAAUGUUUGCCCUAGGCUCAAGUUCUCCAGCUCCGGCUCACCUAAUGAACAAUCUAAACCUAUUGAAAAUGCCAAGCUAACUAUGGUCUCCAUUUUUGGUUGUGCCCAAGGCCUAUAUUAAACACUGCAUCAUAGUAUACUCAAGGAAAAAAGUAAUAUGUAUUUGCUGUGGUUUAUUUACCAUUAGGCUAUGCCUGGCUACAUCACCUUCCAUAGGUUGGCAUAAAUCUAAAACUUCAAAAAUAAAGUAAAAAAAUGUAUAGUAAGUUUCAAAGUCCAUUAAUAAUUAUCUAUGCCUGCAUAUUCAACUGUUUAUUUUUACAUUAUUUUGUCUAUUCAUUCUUAAGUCCCCAUAUUUGUUACAUCUCCUAUAAAUCUCUUGCGUUAACUUUUUGCUUGUCUUGGGAUGUUGUCAACUGAAAGGGAUAAGGUGAAGAAUGGUAAUUUUGUUUGUGGUAAUAAGGGGGGAGACAGCAAUCAGGUUAGCAAAAAAGGAAAUGAGUGAAAACAAAAGUAUCGGAAAACCUGAAAAGAGCAACGCAAAAAAAGCAACAAACUUAUUGGCAAGAAGCAGUAAAACAGAAUUAAAUAAAAAAAAGAGCAACCCAAAAAAAGCAACAAACUUAUUGGCAAGAAGCAGUAAAACAGAAUUAAAUAAAAAAUUAGCUGUAAUGUAGUAUCCGAAUAGGCAGCAAGAGGAUUGUGAUAGAAAUUAAGUAGGUGAGAGAUUAAAUACAGGCAAAAAGGAAAAAAAAGAGAAGUAAGUCCACUGUGAUUGGUUAUGAUGAAGAGGGGUGGAGCAAAUGUUUAGCAGAUAAAUGAGACCAUGACACUCAUGCCAUGUUGUGUCAAGGUUCCAUAAGUCUGGAUCAGCUUGUUUUCCAUAUUCACCAUGUGUUUUUGUGCAGGUCAUGAUCACACUUACCUUGUGAUCGCUUCUAUUGAUGGGACACUGCCUAUGUUUUUAAUAUAUGAAACAUAUAUUCAUUUUAUUCAAAUUAAAACCAAAUUAAUUUAAAUUUGCCAAACUGCAGGGGUUGCCUAAGCAAAGCAUUAGUUGUUACUGAACCCAACUUCUUAAAGAUAUUUCGAUUCCAUAUCUCUAAAAAUUAUUAACGAUACAUUUUCCAAAUAUUUAAUAUAUGUUAGGCUUACUAAGUAAGUGAUAGUUCAGAUUUACUCUCUUUAUUUCAAAUUUAUUAGUUUCUUUGUUUUUAGGACCUUGUUGUAACUUUAAAUUAGUUUAAAGUGUUUGGGGGAUAAACUUUACUUACCUGUUUGCAGGGGUAUUUGAUUAAAAAUCUUCCUGUUUGUAUCAUGGCACUAUUUUUCUUCAGAUUGCUGAUGGAGAUCUGGGAUUUUCAUUAGACCACUUUUGUAUUCCAAAACAUUAUGAACAGGACUUGGAUCAUGUGCUCAUUCCAGCCGGACUUAUCAAUGAUAGGUUUGUUGUUCAUCAAACAUUAAUUAAAUAUAUGUUGAUAUUCUCUCACCUGUUAAUACAUUUUCUGGUACCAUAAAAAGUGAUUUUAAACCAUUAACUAAAUAUUUUAUCUUUUAUAUUUUUAGAAAUGCAUAUAUUAUAAUUUUUUUAUAAUUAAUUCACAGAGUUGAACGUUUAGCACGAGACAUUGUAACUGAUUUUGGUAAUGAGCCAAUUGUGGGACUUUGCAUUCUUAAGGGUGGCUACAAAUUCUUCACUGACCUACUGGACAAAAUUCAAGUUUUAAACAGAAACAGUGGUAACUCUGUACAGCUUGCAGUUGAUUUUAUUCGCCUCAAAAGCUAUGUUGUAAGUUUGGUAUGUAAAUAUACAAACUAUGGCAGUUCAUGUGGAAGUGAUGUAUCAAGAAUUCUAAAUAACAUUUUAGAAUUUAAAAUUGACCUUUAAAACAUUAAUUGCUUUUAUUUAUUACAGUUUAAUCUGGGAUUAGUGACAGCUUUAUUAGUUUUAUGAAAGAAUAAUUUUUUAGAUAAAUAUAUUAGUUGAAUAUAGGCCUAUAUCCAUCAUUCACAUAGAACCUUUAGUGUUGUCUAAGCCUAUUGAUAUUUAUAAAGGUUAUAUAAGGAAAAAUGAAAUGGGGCUCCAGGCCCCAGAGGGAAGGAUACUAUGAGUUCAGUAUCCUUCAGUAUUUGAAUAUGGAUAAUAAAGUGUAUCUGUUCUAAGUUUGUUCAAGAUCCAUCAAUUCAUGUAGUAGUAUUUUUUAGUAAUUUUAUUUGUAUAGGUCAUAUAGGGAAAUAAUGACAUUUUGGGCCCCCCGGCCCCAAACAGAAUGUUACAAAAAGUUCAUAACCCCUUAAGAGUUCCUUCUCGAUAAUGAUGGAUGUAUGUGCCACUUUUGGUCAAGAUCCAUCAAUCCAUUUAAAAGCUUUUAUGGAACAAACAAACAAACCCACAAAUUUUCACUUUUAUAUAUAUAUAUAUGUGAUUUAUAGGCGUAAAAACUAAAGUAAAAUAAGGGUCACGAAAAAAACCCAUAGUGAAAAAUUGGUUUUAUGGUCAUUACUAAAAAAUUAAUAACUUUUGAACCAUUUGAGCUAGAAAGUUGAUCUUGGUGUUUUUUAAUUCAUUCUCAAGACUCUAGACAUCUGUAGUAUUUUUAUAUUUUUAAAAAUGUUUUGAAAUUUUCAUCAAAGGUUUGUAAAAUUUGUUAUUCAAUGUGAUUAUAUAUCGUAAGAGCAUGAAGCAACUAGAUACUUAACUGUCUCUUUUUCCAACAAAAUUUUUGCUUUUGUUAGUGAUGCCUUGAAAACCAGGGUCUUUGGUCAUCCACUCUCUAAGGUACUUGCCCCAAUUUGUUUCAAAUUUCCUCUUUCUUUUUUUCCUUUUUUUAAUUCAAAUUGGGCUCUCCCAUUUCUUCUUCUUCUUCUUCUUUAUUUUAAGGGCCCACGAUCAAUGAAUUGAUCAUUCUGGCUCCUAUGUUUCAGAGAGGUUUGCGAUGUUACUGUCCAUGGGUUUCAAUGGGAUACUUCACUGGUUGCAAGGGCGACUCAGCAGUGGUGUUAUGAACUGGGGGUUGGAAUACAGGAGGCAAUAGACACAAAUGUAUCGAGUGUAGCUUUUGGAAGCUUGUUCCAGUCCCCUAUUGUCUUCGGCAGGAAUGAGGAGCUUCUGUACUUCGUUCUUGUUUUUACCAGCCGGAACUGUUUGUCGUGACUUCGUCGCAGUCUGGGGGGAAGAUUAACGAGUUUCUGUUUGAUUCCGGAGCAGUGCACCAGUCCAUUUGUUAUCUUGUACAACAUGGUGAGCCUGGAUAGUCGUCGUCGUUCUUCCAAUGUCGACCAGCCCAGUGUUUCCAGCAUGCUGCCAACACUCGAGGUGCUUCUGUAGCGGUUCAUGACAAAGCGUGCUGCCCGUCGCUGGACCGCCUCCAACCUGUCUAUGCUUUUCUGGGUAAAUGGGUCCCAGACUGUAGAAGCGUACUCUAAAAUAGGUCGGACAAAGGCUUUAUAGGCUUUUUCUUUCACGCUUGAGUUGCCGAUCUUCAGAUUGCGCCUUAGGAACCCCAGGGUCUUGUUUGCCCGGUUGCACACACUGUUAAUGUGCUCGUCCCAGCGGACCUCUCUUUGGAUGGUAACACCCAAGUACUUAACGGAGGAAACUGGCUCAAGAAUAUGGCCAUGCAGUUCGUAAGAGUGGUUUAGAGGGAACCUGCUUCUGGAGACUGACAGGGUUUGGCACUUGACGGGAUGAAAUUCCAUGUCCCAGCUUAUCUCCCACUCAGCUAACCGAUUGAGGUCUUGUUGAAGCUGGCUCUGGUCAGAGCUGUUGACCAUUGUCCUAUAUACCGCCGUGUCGUCUGCGAACAGUCUUGCUUGAGAGGUCAGCUUCUCGGGCAGAUCGUUGAUAUAUGCUAGGAACAAACAAGGGCCUAGCACUGAGCCCUGGGGGACCCCUGACUUAACACUGACAAAGGAGGAGGUUUUGCCAUCUACCACUACUGCCUGGCAUCGGUCGCUGAGGAAGCUAGAGAUCCAUGUUUUGGUAGUGCCUUGGAUCCCAUAUCUAUGCAGUUUGUGCAAUAGCAAGCUAUGGUUGACACGGUCAAACGCUUUUGAAAAGUCAAGCACAAGCACAUCAUUUAAUUUUAAUUGAAGGUUUCCAGCCAGUGAAAUAUUAAAAAGAUCUUUAUAUACAAUUCUCGCUGAUGUCUGCUCAAAAUAAAUUAUGCAACACAAAGAUCACGUUCACAAAAAAUGAUAAAAUGUCAAAUUAAAUCAUGCUUUUAAAACCUAACCAUUUAAGCUUUUGUUAGUGAUAUUUUGUACUAAAAAUAUAUAAUUAAUAGAAAUUAAAAGAAGACUAGACACUAUAGUUAUGAUGAGAAUUACACAAAGAUAUUUAUAAUAAUGGAUUACUACUAACUAAAAUGUUGUCUAAAUUAUUACUAUUAGGCUAUGCUGUCUAUUCAUGAAUGAAUUUCCCAAUAGGUAAAUAUGUAUAUAUUGGUCAAUGUUGAAUCACAACAUGAUUCUAUAUUAACUAUACUUUAUAUAUAUAGUCAGCCAAUCCCUAAGCCUAAGGGUACUUAUUUAAAUACACAAAUAGGAUUGAGCUUCAUUUUGAACAACACUGAAUUCUAGUAAGAAUUAGGAACAUACAAAUGUGCCAUUGGUGCCAACAAUUUUUCAAGUUCAUGAAAAUUUUUCUUCUAAAUUUAGUGAACUGUAAAAAAAAUCAUAUAUAACUAUACAAAUGUGAAUUUUAUUUAAAAAAAACAACCUGUUGAAAGUAUAGGUAAACUGUAUCACUUGGCAUUUAUGAAAUUGCUUUUAACGAAUUUUUUAUUUUACAUGAAUUUCUUUCAACUACGAAUCUUUUUAUUUGUAAAAAGUUAUACCAAUGAAACUAUUCUUUCUUCUCUUUUUUAAAAUUUUUUUUUUUUUUAAAGGCAUUAGCUAUAAUUUUUUUAGAAAAGCUUAUCAAUCUGAUUGAAUGUCUAUAUGGUAUGCUAUGUAUAAAAUCUUGGUACAUUUCUUAGGAUUUCCUUUUUUAAAUUCAGUGUUUAUGUUCGUUGGAGAGAAUUGGGCAAAAAAAAUGAAAUUCUCAGUUACGGUAUAUUUACAGAAUUCUAAUAGCACCACUUCCACAUGUGACAGAAUUUUUUUUCCCAAGUCUUCUAGGGCAAGUAAAAUUAUUUUGACAAGUUGUAUCAUCUAGAAGUGUGGAAUUCAUUUUUUUUUCCUUUCCCAUUUUACAUCAACAUGGUUUUUAAAAAAUAAAAAUAAGUCAGAAAUGUAUUUGCAUGCUAAUUUGAAUUUAACUCAAAUGAUGAGCAUAAUAUUAAUACCAGAUUACCUUCAAAGGAUUCAAAACAUUAAAUUAUUAAAAUGCUUCUCACAUAUAUAUUUUACUAGAUGUGAUUAUCACCAGUGUAAAUGUGUGUUAAUGCAUUAAUUUAAACUGCAUGACUUAGUGGCAAGGUGGGCAACAUUGUCGCUAAGCAAAACAUGUGGCAAAUGGACCUCUUAAAGAUGGCACAUAUGGGAUUACCCAUACAAUUUUUUUCAAAGUAAAUAAUGUAUGUACAAUUAAAAGUUAUUCUUAAAAUAUCCUGGGAAUUUGAAAUUUAUUUUUUAAUGUUUUGAUCAACUUAGUUUUGUGAAUCUAUACAAAAGUGAUUAUCAAGUCAAACUAUAUAUACUGAAUUGUUGAUUUAAAUUUAGAUGCAGAGAUGAAUUGAAUUAACUUUUUAGCUGCUUGUUGUGAAAGGAAUGAAAAAUUAAAUUUUGGUUACAAUAAAAUUAAACAGCUUGUUUCAAAUUAAAUUUUGUAUGGUAAUAGUAUUUCAUGAUUUAUUUUUAUUGUGGCAAAUUUUAAUUUUCCUUUGCCAUCUUAGGAGAAAAAUUUGCCCACUGAACACAGUGUGUGGUGGAUGCUCCUGGAAAUAUAAUUUUUUAAUUUACUUUUUGGGUGUAAAUAAAUAUUAAUAUUUAUUUAUUAUAUGUUUGCAUAUUGCUCUUUAAAUUGAUACAAAAAUAUUUUCAUUAUUUUUUGAUACUAUAAAUCUUUCUCUCAAUCCUCUACCAAUAUCUGUAGUACAUGCAUCAUUACCUUCACUCCUUGGCUUUGUUUACAUCUCAUUUUUAUGAACUUUUGUGGGUACAGAAGUGAUAGUAUUAGUGAUAGAGUAAUGAAAGUUAAUUACCGUAAGAAUUAUUAAGCUGUGGAAUUGUCAAAGGCUGCUUUAUCAAUAAUUGUGAAAUCGUAAUUUUCUACAUAUAACAUCCUUUUUCAAACAUUUUAAAGCUAAUUAAUCAAAUUGUGUGACAUAGCAUUAAAGUUUUGAAAAAAAUGCUGACAGUUUAAGUCCAAACAAAAUUAUAUUCCUGUCAGUUAAGAUGCUUUAUAUGAAAUAAAUCAAAGAUAACUUUGCAGCUAACAUGCCUUUGCAGAACACUGGUUUAAGACUGAUAAUAACACUACUGACAUUUAGUUUGUUAAAUACUUCUUCAAGGUUAUAUUUAAUUUAAACAAUGACAUACUGUAAGUUUAAUUUUUAAACUUUAAAAUGUGUUUAAUUUUUUCCAGAAUGAUUCCUCAUCAGGUUCGAUUGAAGUUAUUGGGGGAGACAACUUAGAGAAUUUAAAAGGAAAGGUAAUCAAUUAAACAAUUUCUAAUUUAAGAAAAAUAUUUAUUACCGCUCUACCUUUUGAUGAAUAGCUAAUAAUUUGGUCACAUGUUUAAAGUUUUUGAGUCUAAUAAAUCCUAGUUGGAAUACUAUUUUGUACCACACUGUCAGACUUUAAUCAAGUUAAAAAAAUAAACCAAUUUUUCUUAAAUCUUUUGUUAAAUUAUAGUUGGAAUAAAUAAAAAUGUAUUUGAUUUAGAAUGUGCUUGUUGUAGAAGACAUCAUUGACACUGGCAGAACAAUGAAACAGCUUUUAGUUCUACUAGAUUCCGUUGCUCCAAAAUCUGUUAAAGUUGCCAGGUAAGAUGUUAAUUUAAAAUAAUAGAAUAAAACCUCUUUCCCCUUUCCCAAACUUAAAUGAUCAAACUUUAUUGCUUUAAAAAAUGACAGUCCCUGACAUAAUACCGCUUGCCAAUAUUUAUCCGCAUUUUUUAUGUAUUUUUACAGCUUAUUGGUUAAAAGAACUAAAGAUAAUGUUGGUUACGCACCAGAUUGUAAGUUUUUAUUUAUCUAAACUAGAAAAAUAUUAAUUGUUAGUUAGAAUUCCUUUUAACCCACGAACUGUCAUCGGCCGAUUUUCUCUUCCCAAACUGUGUCGGCCAACAAAAAUUGUGUUAAAACUUUCAAUGAAAGAAUAAGUUCCAGUCCAAUAUUUUACACCAAAUAAAACUACUUCCUUUUAAUCCUUUUAUUAAUAAAAAAACUUCAGUUUUUCGCUCUUCUGUGUCCUUUUUUAAAACUUUUGAGUUAUUUUUACAACGAUCUUGAUCAAGGAUAUUUGUGUCUGUAGAUUUUCACGAAGUGGAUGAGGCCAUAGCUGGACUAUCUGGCUUACAAAAUAAAUCAGUUAGGAAUCUUUUUGAUAAUUCUUUUUAGUUAAUGACUUAAGUGAUUUGGAAGAUGAUUUUCCCAUCACACACGAGGGCAAUGAUAAUUCUGAUUAUUUUUCUGGUGGGUCAGAAAGCAAAAGUUUGGACGAUUUAGACCUAGGCCUAUAAUGAGUAGGCGUUGCUGCAACAACAGGACUCAUUCAAAACUAUGGUACAGAUGAUUUUGUACCAACAAAAAAUAAUUGGAUGUUGUUCUAUAUAUGUUUUCUUGUAUUUGAUUUUAUGGAUUAAAUAUUUAUAUAGCAGCUUUUUAAAUUUUAUCUGUUUUUUGCUAUUUAGUAAUGUUUAUAUUGUUUUAUGUUGUGCUUUGUUAGUUACUUGAACAUAAUUAUAGGUAUCAGAAGAAAUUUUUUAAAAAAAUCUAUUAAUAACUAAAACAUAAAUAAAUAAUGCAUUUUCUGAAAGAAAAAGAAAAAUGAUAUCAUCCAUAAACAUAAUUAUAUGCCUUUAAAAAAAUGUAAUUUGAGGUACUUGAAAAGAAAAAUUUUCUUUAUUCUUGGCUACUUCAAGGUCAAGGUCACAGUCAGCGAGUAUCAAAGAGCAUUAAAAAUAGCCAGUAUGAUUUGCCACUCAGUCUAAUUUCAAGAAUAUACUUGCAUGUGAAAAAUCACAUUUUUCAAAGGCACCCAAAAAGCUUGCACAGUACAGAAAUUUACGAUGGACAGUUCGUGGGUUAAAAAAACAACAAAAUGGAUUGUUUUUGGAAAUAAAUGCAAUAAUUUGCUUGGUGAUC